UUUAAUAGCUUCUAUGCAACUUAGCCUGCCUACUGAUGAGAGAUGAAGCAGUGACAUGAGCUUUGGAAUUGUAUUAGCAUUGCCAGGAAAAAUCUUCCAUCAGUACCAUUUAAUUUUGGUAUUCUUCUCUCACAACAUGAGGUUAAGAUGCCUGGUUUUUAAAGUUUACAAUUGGACCGUGGAUGAGGUGGUACAGUGGCUGAUUACAUAUGUGGAGCUGCCUCAGUAUGAGGAGACUUUUCGGAAGCUGCAGCUCAGUGGCCAUGCCAUGCCAAGGCUAGCUGUAACCAACACUACCAUGACAGGGACUGUGCUGAAGAUGACAGACCGGAGCCAUCGGCAGAAGCUGCAGUUGAAGGCCCUGGACACAGUGCUCUUUGGGCCUCCUCUAUUGACUCGUCAUAAUCACCUCAAGGACUUCAUGCUGGUGGUGUCUAUUGUCAUUGGUGUGGGUGGCUGCUGGUUUGCCUAUAUCCAAAACCGAUACUCUAAGGAGCACAUGAAGAAGAUGAUGAAGGAUUUGGAAGGGUUACACCGAGCUGAGCAGAGUCUACAUGACCUUCAAGAACGGCUGCAUAAGGCCCAGGAGGAGCACCGCACAGUGGAGGUAGAAAAGGUUCAUUUAGAGAAGAAACUGCGUGAUGAGAUCAACCUUGCCAAGCAGGAAGCCCAGCGCCUGAAAGAGCUGCGGGAGGGUACUGAGAAUGAACGGAGCCGCCAAAAAUAUGCUGAGGAAGAGUUGGAGCAGGUAGGAGAGUCUAUAAAUUCCUAGACACCUCAGGGGUGGGUAGAGGGCAGAGGCCCAGAGUCUGACUGGAAAGUUUCAUGUACGAGGGCUUCAAAAUAUGGCUUAAAGUCUAUCUUCUAGAGUCACUAGGUCCUUACUAAUAAGAGUAGUGGAAGACUGGAGGUAUGGCUUAAGGGGUAGAACGCCUCCUCUGCAAGUGCAAAGCCCUAAGUCAAACCCCACUCCCACAAAAAUAAAGAGUAGCAGAAAAGCUGCCAAUAAUGAUUACCAUGAUUUUCAAAGAACAGUGGAUAACAGGAAAUAAGAGAUAUUUUGUUCCUUUUUUGUUGAAAUACUUACAUAAAAUAUCUAGCUAGUAUACUUUUACAUAUGCCUUUACCUGUGCAACCACCAGCCAGAUAAAGAUACAGAACUUACCAUACCCCAGAAAGUUCAUUUGCCCCUGUACUCAAUAUGUCAUCUAUAAGGUAACUACUAUCACAGCCUCUAAACCAGAUUAGU
Molecule: messenger RNA, 1249 nt
Organism: Castor canadensis (American beaver)
Lineage: Eukaryota; Metazoa; Chordata; Mammalia; Rodentia; Castoridae
Source: RefSeq, a predicted model, not a curated record